Molecule: messenger RNA, 438 nt
Organism: Knipowitschia caucasica
Lineage: Eukaryota; Metazoa; Chordata; Actinopteri; Gobiiformes; Gobiidae
Source: the annotation of a GenBank genome assembly
AUGGAUCAGAAGGAGCUGGCUGAGCGUCUGUGGAGCAGGGUUUCUUCUGGACGUUCUCAGCGUAAACUGAAGGUGGAUCUGCAGCAGAGACUGAGCCGCUGUGAGCUGUCAGACAGAAGCUGUGGAGCUCUGGCCUCAGUCCUCAGCUCCCAGUCCUCUAGUCUGAGAGUCCUGGACCUGAGUCACAACGACUUGAAGGACUCAGGGCUGAAGCUGUUGUCUGAUGGACUGAAGAGUCCUCACUGUAAACUGGAGACGCUCAGUCUGUCAGGUUGUUUGGUGUCAGAGGAAGGCUGUGCUUCUCUGGCCUCAGCUCUGAGGUCCAACCCCUCCCAUCUGAGAGAACUGGAUCUGAGCUACAACCAUCCAGGAGACACAGGAACUGGAGCAUUCUGGAGGUCAGAGGUUAACUCCAGGACCCAGAAAGUAUCUCUGUGA